AUGUGCAUUACUGCGAGUCUUGGGAUUUAUGUAGCUGGGCCAAACAAGUUAUCAUUUGAUGCAGCACAGAGUUACUGUGAAACAUACCAUGAUGGACAUAUAGCAACACCUCAAACUUUGGAAGAACAAGAUGAUAUACAGGCAGUAGCAGAAUGGUCCAAGUAUUGGAUAGGCAUAAAAAAGCCACAUUCGGGUCCAUGGCCCGCUGGCUUUGUCGGCCUGGUAGAUGUGAAUGAAUGCGACAUAGUGCGCUUGGAUACUAAUGUGGAUGAGAGCAAAUGGACAGCUAAUAAGAAAUGUGCCAUGUUCAAGUCUGCACCCCCACCAGGAGACUGGAUGGAAGAAAAUUGCAUGACUGAGUUGAACUUUAUUUGUGAAACAACAACGGCAGAACAAAUUGCAUGUCCUAUUAUCCCAACAACAAGUGAGGUAACAACUACUGUUGACACAACUACUGAUACAACUACUUUUAAAACAACUACAGUGAAAGCAACAACAACUGAGAUAACUGCUACAAGUGAUGCUACAACUACAGCAAAUGUAGAAACUGCAGCUGAAGUAACAAACACAGCUGCAAUUACAGAUACAGCUGAAGUAACAGCUACAGAUAUAUUUAAGGAAAUAAAUCCAACUUCGGCAACAAAUACACCUUAUGUAACAAAUACAGCUGAUGUAACAAAUACAGCUGGGGUAGCAAGUACACCUGAUGUAACAGCUACAGCUGAAGUAACAAAUACAGCUGUGGUAAUAAAUACACCUGAUGAAACAGCUACAGCUGAAGUAACAAAUACACCUCAUGUAACAGCUACAGUUAAAGUAACAAAUACAUCUGAUGUAACAGCUACGGUUGAAGUAACAAAUACACCUAAUGUAACAGCUACAGCUGAAGUAAGAAAUACAGCUGUGGUGACAAAUACACCUGGUGUAACAGAUACAGUUGAAGUAAGAAAUACAGCCGUCCUGACAAAUACACCUGAUGCAACAGCUACAGCUGAAGUAACAAAUACACCUAAUGUAACAGCUACAGCUGAAGUAAGAAAUACAGCCGUCAUGACAAAUACACCUGAUGCAACAGCUACAGCUGAAGUAACAAAUACACCUAAUGUAACAGCUACAGCUGAAGUAAGAAAUACAGCUGUGGUGACAAAUACACCUGGUGUAACAGAUACAGUUGAAGUAAGAAAUACAGCCGUCGUGACAAAUACACCUGAUGCAACAGCUACAGCUGAAGUAACAAAUACACCUAAUGUAACAGCUACAGCUGAAGUAAGAAAUACAGCUGUGGUGACAAAUACACCUGGUGUAACAGAUGCAGUUGAAGUAACAAAUACACCUGAUGUAACAGCUACAGCUGAAAUAAUGAGUACAUAUGAUGUUACAGCUACAGCUGAAGUAACAAAUACAUCUGAUGUAGCAGCUACAGCUGAAGUAACAUAUACAUAUGAUGUAACAGCUACAGCUGAAGUAACAUAUACGUAUGAUGUAACAGCUACAGCUGAUGUAAUAGCUACAACUGAAGUUACAAAUACAUCUGAUGUAACAGCUAUAGCUGAUGUAACAAAUACAGCUGUGGUAAUAAAUACACCUAAUGAAACAGCUACAGCUGAAGUAACAAAUACAUCUGAUGUAACAGCUUCACCUGGGAUAAUAAAUACUGCUGCUGUAAGAAAUACAGCUAAAAUAUUGAAUACAACUAGAACUGGGGAAACAACUGAAGAUGAAGUUACAACUACUGGCAAAACUUAGGAAGGUUGUUUGAACACUUAAAGAAAAUGUAUGCAAACAUAUUUGGAGCUUCUGAUAAUAAGAAGUAUCGCAAAAAGCAAAAAGAACAGACAAAAAGAGGACAAAGUGAACUGAGUCCAAAAUAGCAAGGGACAUACAGCCAUGAUAGUUUCAUCUUAAUUCAGCGAUUUAUUUAAUUUUCAAAGUGUUGUGUUUAAAUGUAUAAAAUGACCUCUGGCAAUGGACAUUAUGCUACAUAUUCAUAUCUCAAUAAAUACUGAGUUAAAUUAAAUAAAUUAAUGGAGUUUAUAGAUUUUAUGGUAAUGUUUGUAAGAAUUCAUUUAAUUGGUUCAGAGCACUUUCAGCUAAUUUUUCAAAUACAUGUGUAUAUUGUAACCUAAAAUACAGAAGUAGAAAUAAAAAAUUCACAAAAAA
Owenia fusiformis is the source of this 2160-nucleotide messenger RNA. Lineage: Eukaryota; Metazoa; Annelida; Polychaeta; Sabellida; Oweniidae. The record is from the annotation of a GenBank genome assembly.